CCAUUCCGGAAGGGUUUUCCAACACGGUCGAUUGGGAGAUAAUACGCCUGACAACUAACGGACGUUUUGUCUUUAUUAUAAUAAUGCCGAGCACGGUAAAGAGUCUGAAAGUUACGUAUAACGAUGCCAGCGAAAAAGGGACAUUUACGAACGGCGACUUCGUGAAUGGACAAGUCAUUUUGGAAGUCACCAAAGAGUGCAAAGUGGAAUCGCUUUAUGUGAAAUUCAAGGGCAAAGCCGAAGUGUUAUGGACCGAAAGACACGGCAAAACUACUGUAACUUAUCACUCCAAGAACAAGUACUUCAGCAUUAAACAUUACUUUAUCCAAGAGGGAAACGCCACUGGCAGUGAUUUACUUCCCCCAGGAUCGCAUGUCUUCUCCUUCAACUUUCAGUUCCCUUUGCAGGAAAUGCCCUCCUCCUUCACCGGUUCAGUUGGUAAAGUUGUGUACCUGCUGGAGACCAGGCUGAGUAGAUCCAUGAGGUUAAGCACAAAAGAUACCAUCAAGAUUCCCUUUGUGACAAAAGCAGUCCCUAACUCGUUGAAUGAACUAAUGACACCUCAACACGAAUCUAAGGAUAAAAAAAUGCAUUUGUUCAACUCGGGAACUGUGGCUAUGGAUGUUAAAAUAGAAAAAUCUGGUUUCUUCCCAGGAGAGGGCUUGAAGAUUAUAGCUUACAUUCAGAACAGCUCUUCUCGGGAAAUCAAACCCAAGUACUGCAUCUACAGAAAGCACAGCUUCUUUGCAAAGGGUAAGAGAAGACUUGAUACGAAAGACCUCCUUAAAGAGGUGGGAGAGCCUAUCCCUCCAUCAGCCAGCCUAACAGUCAACAGGGUCAUCACAAUUCCCCUGGAUGUGGAACCGUCCAUCCUCAACUGUGAAAUACUCAAAGUAGAGUACAGACUCAGGGUAUAUUUGGAUGUAAAGUACGCUUCAGACCCAGAGAUCAAAUUUCCCAUAACCAUUGUUCCAGUCUCUCAAGCAUCUGCCGUAUCAGCAAACAUGCUUUCCGCUUCUGGUGGAUUCGAAUUUGGAUCAUUCGGAUACCAAAACCCAACAUCCUGGGAUACUUUUUCAACACCGCAACCUUUCGAGCAACCGCCUGCUUAUGAAGAUCAUGGAAUAUACCCUUCUUUGAUGAAUUAUGGUAGUAAACAGUGAUCAGCAAUGACUUUCUCCAGAUUUGUUUAGGCACACUACAGCAACUUAUUAAAUGCUAAGCUAUUAUCGUACAUUUCAAAACUGUAUCUUGGAUAUGUUUGAGUUGUGAGAAUUUUAAAGCCAGCCUCCAGUGGCAUACUGCUGGGUUUUAAAACACUUCCUUUUCUCAGACGACAUGUUGCCCCUUGGGUAAUUUGAUAUUCUAGUCCAUUUAUUUGGAACUCGGCUCCAUGAGAUCAUAAAAUGUGUAUUUACACUACAUGGUGCUCCUCUCAUAUUGCAAGUCCCAAAAAUGUUUGCUCGUCUGAUGGCGCAUCAGAGACUUUGAGGUCAGGAGCAACAAUGCCACCACUCUCUCUUUAAAACCUUGAUCACAGAAUCAAAAAGUACCGUAAUUUCCCGAAUAUAGCGCACACUUUUUUUUCCUAAAAUCAAGUUGUAAAAUCAUGGGUGUGCAUAAUACAUGGGUACAUGGAUGGAGAGCGAAAUAUAUAUAUUAUAUAUAUAUCUAAAGACAGAUGUUUUUUUUUUUUUUUAUUAACACGGCCAUGUUGUGUUGAAGAAAACGUAUGCGGCGAUCCGUUGCCAACCAUUACGGUACAUGAGGUCACCAUUUUGUUUCGGUAAUACCACACUGAUUGGUCGAAUUAUUUUGUCUGUGUUAAAUUCUGCUUUUUUCACUCUUCAUAAAGCACAGAAUUUAGUUUCUUGAACUCAAUUGAGUCAACGUUUAUUCCUUGGCAACUCGGACCAGAACAAACGUAACACAACGCAGAGUUCCUGUGUCUAUCAACUAUAUCUGUCCCUCGGGAAACUCAAACCCGAAUAACAAUAGUUCCUCUUGUUACAGUCCACAGCGAUGCGCUUUUUCCGUUUUCCGACUUCAGUCCCCACUUUUAUUUUACCGUAUCAAUCCAUGGAAGAAACAUUUAUUCAUCAUGAUGAAACAUGCAAGUUAUACAGCAGCCUUUAAAAGAAAAGUCACAAUCUGUUUUGUUUUCUCCUAGAUUCUGGUAAAUUGGAGAAGUUGUCAAAUCAUAUUAUUACCAUAAAUAUUGACAGUUUAUGGUAAUGUUUUGAACUACCAAUGUGCUAUGUUUGUGCUGUGUUUCACCAGUCAGUGAAAUGACAUUUCUGUAUCUGUACACGAACUCUGUUUUCUUUUAUUCUUCUAUUUAUUGGUGCUAAAAUUAGGGUGCGCGUUAUAAAUGGGUACAAUAAUUUCCCCUAGAUUUUACAAGUAAAUUUGGGGUGCGCAUUAUACACGGGUGCGCCUUAUAUUCGGGAAAUUACGGUAUAUAAUAGAUAUAUAAUAUAGAUAUAAAAUAGUCAACCACUAAUUGUGCAAGUUCCCCCACUUGAAAAUAUUAGAGAGACCUGUAAUUGUCAACAUGGGUAAACCUCAAACAUGAGAGACAGAAUGUGGAAAAAAAAAAAAAACAGAAAAUCACAUUGUUUGAUUUUUAAAGAAUUUAUUUGCAAAUCAUGGUGGAAAUUAAGUAUUUGGUCAAUACCAAAAGUUCAUCUCAAUACUUUGUUAUGUACCCUUUGUUGGCAAUAACUGAGGCCAAACGUUUUCUGUAACUCUUCCCAAGUUUUUCACACACUGUUGCUGGUAUUUUGGCCCAUUCCUCCAUGCAGAUCUCCUCUAGAGCAGUUAUGUUUUGGGGCUGUUGUUGGGCAACACGGACUUUCAACUCCCGCCACAGAUUUUCUAUGGGGUUGAGAUCUGGAGACUGGCUAGGCCACUCCAGGACCUUGAAAUGCUUCUCACGAAGCCACUCCUUUGUUGCCCUGGCUUUGUGUUUGGGAUCAUUGUCAUGCUGAAAGACCCAGCCACGUCUCAUCUUCAAUGCCAUAGCUGAUGGAAGGAGAUUUUCACUCAAAAUCUCUCGAUACAUGGCCCCAUUCAUUCUUUCCUUUACACAGAUCAGUCAUCCUGGUCCCUUUGCAGAAAAACAGCCCCAAAGCAUGAUGUUUCCACCCCCAUGCUUCACAGUGGGUAUGGUGUUUUUCGGAUGCAAUUCAGUAUUCUUUCUCCUCCAAACAAGAGAACCUGUGUUUCUACCAAAAAGUUCGAUUUUGGUUUCAUCUGAACAUAACACAUUCUCCCAGUCCUCUUCUGGAUCAUCCAAAUGCUCUCUAGCGAACCGCAGACGGGCCUGGACGUGUACUGGCUUCCGCAGGGGGAUACGUCUGGCAGUGCAGGAUUUGAGUCCCUGGCGGCGCAUUGUGUUACUGAUAGUAGCCUUUGUUACUGUGGUCCCAGCUCUCUGUAAGUCAUUCACUAGUUCCCCCCAUGUGGUUCUGGGAUUUUUCCUCACCGUUCUUGUUAUCAUUUUGACGCCACAGGGUGAGAUCUUGCAUGGAGCCCCAGAUGGAGGGAGAUUAUCAGUGGUCUUGUAUGUCUUCCAUUUUCUAAUAAUUCGACCUCGUUAGACCUCGUUAGAAGAAGUUAGACCUCUUUGACAGCCAGAAAUCUUGCUUGUUUGUAGGUGACCAAAUACUUAUUUUCCACACUAAUUUGUAAAUAAAU
Molecule: messenger RNA, 3699 nt
Organism: Corythoichthys intestinalis (scribbled pipefish)
Lineage: Eukaryota; Metazoa; Chordata; Actinopteri; Syngnathiformes; Syngnathidae
Product: arrestin domain-containing protein 3-like
Exons: 6
Coding region: 84-1163 (359 amino acids)
Biological process (GO): protein transport
Cellular component (GO): plasma membrane; cytoplasm
Source: RefSeq, a predicted model, not a curated record